This is a messenger RNA of Phytophthora infestans T30-4, 420 nucleotides long. Its product is annotated as secreted RxLR effector peptide protein, putative. The record is from RefSeq and is a predicted model, not a curated record. Lineage: Eukaryota; Oomycota; Peronosporomycetes; Peronosporales; Peronosporaceae. The coding region runs from base 1 to 420 and encodes 139 amino acids. The transcript has a single exon.
AUGGUAAAAGGGCUGGUCAUACUCAUUCGUUUAGCAUGCUUUAACGCGGCCUCCGCGGAUUCCUUGGUUAAAGGCAGCUCGCAGCAGCUCGCGGUGACUUUUGAACGGGAUGGGCUUUCCUCUCGACGCUUUUUGAGAGCGCCUUUGAGCGAAGAGAGAAAGCUUGUUAUAAACUUGGCGGGUUUUGGACAAGCUACAAGUGGUACGAAGUCCUGGGCAGCAAAAAUCCUUCAGACGAUGCAACACAAAUGGUCACAGAUGCGAAAGAAAUCCGCGAACGAUAUGUUCAUCAAGCUCAAACUCCACAAAUCGGGCGACCAGCUGUUCAAGAGCCCAAGCUUUUCCAAGUGGCUCACUUACGUUCUAACAAGCAGUAAAACGAACUCCGACAUAACAAUCUUUUCCACGUUGGCAUACUAA